AUGGCAGCCCCGAAGGAAAAUAACCUCUUCCCUCACAAUCCCUACUAUAUCCCUGGCUACGAUGGCUUCAUCCCUCAGUACAAAUAUCAGUUUGGAAAGACUUUUGGCAAAACCACUUACCACCUGCUGACAGAUCCUGGUGUUGCAAAGAGCCCUCGCCCCUUGCUGGCGCCGCUGCACAAGCAGGAGUUCACGGAGGACUUCAGCAGGACGAAGGAUGGUGUCCAGGGUUAUCUCCCUGAGCGUCCAGGGCACCUUCCCCAUGAGAAUCCUGGGGCUGCACCAAGCUUUCCUGAACCAGUCCUUGGGCCAAAGCCUCCCCCACUGUGGCCAGGACCGGCAGAGGAAGAGCUGAUGAUGAUGCGUGCGGACCCCCUGCCCGCAGACCCCCUGCCCCAGCACCCCCCUGGUGAGUACGCCUCAAGGACACAACUGCCUCAGGCGUACCCACAGAGGAUUUCACAUCGUCUGGAAUCUGAAGGGAAAGAGUGGCGGUUGCCCGAGAUAACCCCAGCCUACGGACAGGGAAAAAGGUGCAGACCCAGCUGGCUCGGCGGUGACUUGGUGGGAAGCAAACCGCCUGUAAAAAUUGAAGGUAUGACUCUGCCAGAAGAGGCUAUAACUGCAGUUAUGGAGCAAGAUUAUUGGUUACCAAAACUGGAUGUGCCAUGUGUGAUCCAACAGAAAGUCAUUCCAGGGUAUGCUGGAUUCAUCCCCUGCCUCACCUGGGUUAGCGGUGUGAACUACAUCCAGGCUGUGAAGGAAGCAAUGAAUGAAUUUGACCGACGUCAGAUGAUGUACAGAAACCCAGCUUGCAGCUCUGGCAAGAGAUUUCCCCAAACAUACUGGCCUAACAACAGAAUUUACACCAGUGAUGGACUGAUACCUUCCUACGCAGGCUUCAUACCAAACCUCCGACACACCUACGGGCUCACUUUUAGGAACAGCACCCGAAAAGCUUACCAAAAGGAACAAAGGAGACGAGAUUGUGCACUGUGAAAAAUGCUUUAAUGGUGCCUGUACAGCAUUUGAAGUGACUUUGAGACAGGAAGAGGAACACAACACAGACAGAGAAGUUUUGAAUGAAAGAGUUCAUACAGCUUUAAACAAAAUUUACAGGUGUUCAUCUGCAUAGCUUUUACUCUGCCUCUUCCUCAGCCUCCUCCUCAAACUCCCCCUCCUCCUCGGCUGUAGCAUCCUGGUACUGCUGAUACUCAGACACCAGGUCGUUCAUGUUGCUCUCAGCCUCUGUGAACUCCAUCUCAUCCAUGCCCUCGCCAGUAUACCAGUGCAGGAAAGCCUUUCGGCGGAACAUGGCCGUGAACUGUUCAGAAAUGCGUUUGAACAGCUCCUGGAUGGCCGUGCUGUUCCCAAUGAAGGUGGCAGACAUUUUCAAGCCACGAGGUGGAAUGUCACAGACUGCUGUUUUAACAUUAUUAGGGAUCCAUUCAACAAAAUAGCUGCUAUUUUUGUUCUGAACAUUCAGCAUUUGCUCAUCAACCUCUUUCAUUGACAUACGGCCUCUAAAAACAGCAGCUACG
Messenger RNA from Athene cunicularia (burrowing owl), 1541 nucleotides. RefSeq names its product family with sequence similarity 166 member A (gene CIMIP2A). The record is from RefSeq and is a predicted model, not a curated record. Bases 1 to 999 code for a protein of 332 amino acids. NCBI's taxonomy places the organism in Eukaryota, Metazoa, Chordata, Aves, Strigiformes, Strigidae. The transcript has 7 exons.